Messenger RNA from Diorhabda sublineata, 16798 nucleotides. RefSeq lists its product as uncharacterized. The record is from RefSeq and is a predicted model, not a curated record. NCBI's taxonomy places the organism in Eukaryota, Metazoa, Arthropoda, Insecta, Coleoptera, Chrysomelidae. Gene Ontology annotation, molecular function: protein binding. Gene Ontology annotation, cellular component: extrinsic component of cytoplasmic side of plasma membrane. Gene Ontology annotation, biological process: positive regulation of protein localization to plasma membrane; skeletal muscle contraction; positive regulation of voltage-gated calcium channel activity. The transcript is spliced from 19 exons. Bases 399 to 4532 code for a protein of 1377 amino acids.
GAAAUCGUCGGUGGUAUUCGUAGCGUCGUGACGCCGUUUUCAAAGUCGACGUCGUCAGUUCAGCUGCGGCUGAGGUACGGAAAUAACCGCGAAACUCUGGCCAAAUCCGCGACGCCCGUGAAAAUACGACGCCGACGCCAAAAAAUAUACCGCGCUAGUUUCAAAUUUUUUUGUCACAGUCUCUUUUUUUAAACAUAUUUAAUUUGUGUUGCUGUGGUAUUAUAGUAUGACUACGAUAUGGCUUAGGUGCCGACAAUAUCAAUAAACUAAACAAACGUCUGCUGAUAUAUCCUGUACCCUAGGACCGCAUAUUUCCCGCAUAUGAAAUCCGUAACAAAAAACAGAAUCCCCACUGGUAAACAAAAGCAACUUUUCGCAAUGUGGGUGCCUUACAGAGCAUGUAUGUCAUAUUCCCGGCAGAUGAAUUAGUCUAUCUGUCAUAUGGUCACCUCAUAUACGUACCGUCAACCCCUGAACCCGAAAAUCAAUUGCGAUCACCCCCUAUUAGAACAUCCAACGAAGAAAGCGAAUUAUUUUCACCUAGUACAUCCGGACCUAAUCCCGAGCAUAAAGAAUCAAUCACUAGUAACGAGUCAUUCAAAACUAUCAACCGUACAAAAUCGGUAAAGUCCAAACAGAAACCUAAGGACGAAGUUUAUUGUAUAGGUAGUAAAAGUAUAGAUUUAGAAACUAAGGAGACUACAGAUAAAAUAAGAAUAGAUGGUCUGAACUAUGAAUCUAGAGGAUCGUCUGAAAAUCGUUCAUUGAAAAGAGCAGAUAUACCCGAAUUUUCCAAUACUAAUAUUCCAGAACAAUAUUAUGAAAAAACAACGAGCCUUAAUCCCGAAUCUAGUUUUUUUUUGAAACGAUACGCCACAAAUAGAUCUAUCAAAUCAUAUAAGGCAAUAUCAGAGAAGUCUUCUUCCCAGUGUACUGCUAAAUUUAAUAGAUCUGACUUUUUGAAUAGGCCCGCUCAGUCUAAAACUGAAAUUGAACAUCAAUUCAAUGAUUCUAAUAUAAAUGAGGAUGCUAAUCGAUUAGUGAAAAACAAAAAUCUAGCAGAUAACGAUUCUAGAAGUAGAGAAAUACCCAACACUUCUUUAAAGAUAAAAAAUUCUCCAGAAACUCAUUCUAGCAAACCUAAGACAAGUAAAAUAUCAAGAACAAAAGAGGCUGAUAAUAUAGGAUGUAAAACUCUAGAGCGUGGCUCGAUUUGUAACAGUAACAAAUCUAGUAAAUCUAGUAAAAACAGCUCUAAUUCGUCCAAAUCAAUUACAACUACACGUCCAAGAACUGUGUCGGACUCAAUAAGUAGCACGAAGAUAGAGCCAAGGAAGAAGGUAACGGGAAGUUCCUUUAGGUCUUUUCUUGGGUCAUCUGCGCUGUUGAGAGAUAAGACACCAGAUCCUCCUGUCAGACCUGAACGAAAAAAAGACAAAAAAACAGUACAAACUAGUGAUAAUAGUGAUAGAAGAUUGUCAUAUUCCGAUUACUUAGUUUUAAAUAGAGAACGUGUACCUAGAAGUGAUAUUAUAAACACUAGAAGUGACAAAGUACAAGAAGUGCGCGAAAAACCAAUCAUAAAACGUGAAAAAUCACCUGGUUUGAAGUUUUUUCGCUCGCAGUCUUCAAGUCCUCGAACGCUGGGACGUGACAGAACUGCUUUCGACUUUGACGGAUUAUUUAAGCACGAACCUCCUAGUCCUGGAAAAUUAUCAGUUAAUUCGGCACCGUUAAGGACGCCACCGAGCUCCCUUAUCGAAUCUGAAUCCAACGUAUUAGGUCAUCAAUCAGAAAAGUCGCCGGCAAAGAAAAAACAACUCUUUCAGAACGUUCGAGGAGCUGGUACAACACCAAAAAAAGCAGCUGUUCAGGAACGAGCAAACAUGGCAGGAAAUGAAUCUCCUCUCAAGGAUCUCACUCAUCCGGCAUACAACGAACACUUGAAAUCUCACAAUGCUGUUAGCUUCAAGCUUAUUCGUACUGUUUCCGAUUUCACCCAACAGUUGGGCCAGAUGUACGAGCAUCACGCGGAAGAGCUUCAAAUGCUCGUCGCUAACUUCCGGAAACGAAACGGGGAACUCAGGAAGGAAAGACCUGCUUGUCCUAGUUCGUUAUUUCACACGUGGGAAACACUACUACAAGAAGUAGAGAUAGAUUCUCAAGCUCUUGGAGAUAUCGCUUCGAUUCUCGGAAGACAAGUUUCAAGGCCGUUGUUGGAAAGGUCCUUCCAUAGAAAGAUACAAUCGAGAAAAGUGUUUUCGCACAGGGAAAGCUAUGAAACUAUCAUCGCGAAAACAGAAGAGAAACUAGCAAAGUGUCGGCAAGAAUACAAAAGUGCAUACUUGGCAUAUUUAUCAAAUCCUUCAACUGAAUCGCUAAGCGCUUACUUCAACACUCACAAUGCUUACAUACAACAACUGCACGCAACUAAUGGGAUGAUGGAGGAAUAUGGGAAACAUACUUUACCGUCUUUACUACAGGAAUUAGAAGAAAUUUACGUUGAUUUAUGCUCAACUGUGACUGAUGCGGUAGUACAGGGUGCAGAAGUAGUCUCAAAUAGAUCUAUGGAUCAAAGUAGAAGAUAUGAGAGCCUUAUCUCUCAAUGUAAGGCUGUUUCUGCUAUAUCCGACCUCACUCACCUUUCUCGAUCGUUACCCGUCCCACAAGGAAGAGGUCCGAUUUUACGAAGAAUCUUUGUUCCUCCUCAACCUCCUCCACAACCAACAGAUGUCAUAGAAGGAGAAAUGCAAGACUCACAAAUUAACGAUGGAAUACCCCCACCCUUAAGAGAUGAACUAGUGAUAGAUAAACUAUCAGCAGUACAACUAAAACCAAGUCACGAUGUCCUAAAAAAAGAAGCAUUGGAUUUAGAUGUGCAAAUUCGUCAAAUACAAGAUUCUAUAGAUACAUUGCUUCGCAUGCAACAAAAGUCCGUGGAAUCAUCACUUUAUAACAAAGCCAACGAAUUGCAAGAAGACAUAUCAAUGAAGAGGUUCGACCUUAGAGUUGCACAGAUACAUCUUAGUGCCAUUAAUUCACAGAAAGAAUUGUUUUCGAAUAAACUCGAAGGAGAUACGGUAACUCGCGAACGUAAAAUGUCAUCCGCAUCUCAAGCAAGCAUGAAAAAUAAAUGGCUCAAGGCUUUUAAAAGUCUUAAAACCCCACCACCAGAAACAGAACCAAAAAAAAACCAAAUGUAUCAUGCAGUUUCAACGAUCAUGUCUAUGAGGAAAAAUGGGGCCGCUGCUACAAAAGAAUUGCUUAAAGGAGAUCCGGACGCGCAUAACUUUCAAGAAAAUACAUAUAAGAAAAUCACUCCUUGUGAUGUUUGUUCGCAGGUACUGAGAGGACAUACAAGGCAAGGUCUGAAAUGCAGGAUUUGUAAAAUGAAUAUCCACUUCGACUGCGUAGAUAAAGCAUCGAAAUGUCAAACAAAAGCAAGACUUCUUAGACGACAAAAAUCGACAUCUGAAAUCGAAACCAGAAUCCCAGAUAUGAACCUCGACGAUGAAAGAGUGGCGGGAGUGUUUACAAUGACAACUAUUAACAGACGUUUAUCUAUGAAGAACAACAACCAGAUUUACCCAAAUCUCAACAACGCUGUUGUUUUAGAAACUACAGAAGUUGAUCAAAUUUAUCAAGUGCUUAAACAAGCUACCGAAAUAUCUAACAGCAAACCGCGGGUCAAUGUAGAAAUAAUAGCUCCAAUGGAAAAAUCCGCUUCUGGUUCUAAUCCUGGAAGUUCUGGUAGCUCGGGACAAAGUUUAAACCGCAGAGGUACGCCUCUGCAGCCAACUAGGAUUCCUGGAUCAACCUUAGCAGUUAUUAACCCCGCUCCCUGCUCUACCAGUUCAGCUCCCCAUUCUCCUAGACGACAAAAACUCAACCUACGGAUGAAGAGUUUAUCUCUGGACUCACCUGAAAGUACAGAGCAUGUAAGAAGAGGAAAGCAUCACGGAACGAAUGCUUCCAGUGAUCCGCAUUCGAAUCAAAGCAGCUCUUCGAGGAUUCAGUCCCCUUCAAGUCCUGUUCAUAAUCGCCGACUGCUUUCUGCCAAAAAUAUAAGAAUGUCGUCUGUAGAGUUACCUGACGAGAACGAUAAGAGCCCUUCAUCCGCUAGUGCUUCUCCGUGUCCAAGUCCAGUAGGAGGAAAGAAAUCCCAUCGCCUCUUACCAACCAACCUCUACGUAGUUCUGUACAAUUUCAAAUCAAGACACCAAGAUGAAUUAGAUUUGAAAGCGGGAUACAAAGUAACAGUCAUUGAUACUUCCGAUCCUGAUUGGUGGAAAGGAAAAUGCCUUGGGAGAAUUGGAUUUUUUCCUUCGAAAUAUGUUUCGAAAUUGUCUUCUGGAGAAAAACCAUUACAAGUCACCCAUAACCUACAAGUGUCUGAUGGUGACAAUGGUCUGAUGCUUCUCAGGGACCAAAUAGUCAUACAAAUUGGAGAAGAGUUGGACGGUAUGGUGAUGAUCCGAUCUGGAGACAACCGCCAGGGUAUUUGUCCAAUAAAAUUUCUCCAGGAAGUGUGACAACGUAGUGAAGUAGCUUGUCAGGCCACUUCACCUUGUAAUUGUCUUCAUAAACAGCAAAAUGCACCGCAAACCACCCUUAAGAAGAUUUAUUACCCCAACCCCACGCCAAGAUUGAUCCAAAAUAAUGUUUCGAAUAAACAAAACAAUAAAAAGAAUAACAGUCACUCGGGAAGUAUUUUACAAUAUUAUUACAAUAAUUUCGGAAGGAAUAAUAAAGAUACUAAUGUUUAUAAUAACGUUUUGAAUAGAAGGAAAACGGAAUUGGCUUUUCUUCAUGGUAAAGCACCGUUUUCUUCUACAAAACGCCCACUUUCUAUCCGACUUUCAACUCCCAAGCACGUAAUUAAUAUCUUCAAAAACAAAUCCGACUCGCAAAAAAGACCCUUAUUGCUACAAGGAUCGCAAACUAUGAACAAUCACCCAAAUUUCCAAAUCAUUCCCAAUAAAACUGGUUUAAAAAUAUCCUCAAUUUACACAAUCAGCGAAAACGUUGAAAAAUUUAGUCUUUAUAGAAAAAAUCUAUAUAUUUCAUCGAAUAGCAGGCCUCUAUUUGUUAGGAUAUAAUAUUUUUUGGUAAUCACCUCCAUAUUUUUGUAAAUUGCAUUAGAAUAACUCUAAAACUUCGUUAUUUUUGAACCAAUGUAAUCGUGAAAUGUGGCUUUACGUCCAAACUAAUUAAUAAUAUAUUAUUCAAAUAAAUGCUCCCAUUGAUAAAUGAAAAUCCAUAACUAGGCCAUCAUCGGGAAGUGGAAAAAGUCAUAAUGUGUAUGUGACAUAGAAACGGAUUAUAACUUUUGUAGCUGUGUCUUGUGAUAAAAGUUUCCAUAAUAUUGUGCAAUAGAAACGCUGCAGAUAGAUGGAAGGGAAGCAGAAUUUGGUAAUCACAAGGCAGUCCGUUUAUCUGCCUGUCAAACUCUCAUUAACACAGGAAGAAAAAUCCUAGGAGAUAACUUAGUCGAAGAGUCUUGCUCCAAAGCCAACGAUUUCCUAUUCUGGUGAGCAUCUUUGGGCUGAAGCGAUGGCGACCAAGGGUACUGCAAAGGAAGUACCCAGGUAAUCAGGACCAACAAGGCUUCCACAUUCUUAGUAUUAAUAGUAAUAUAAGUGGUUGAAGUCAUCUAUGCUCCAAACAAUAACUAAUAGAGUUGAGUGGUUCAUGUUUGGUUUGAAUAGAUUUGAGUAGAUGGAAGCAUUUUAUAUUCAGCAAGAGUACAAUAUCAAAUAGUUUGUAACAAACAAUGUAUACUAAUUAGAAUCUUCAUUUUCAUGAAGCUCGAAUCAUGCAAAUAAGAAUUAUAAGAAAACUAUUUUCUGCAAAAGUCAAUUCAUAACUCUUUAUCGGAAUUUCCAAAAAGAUAUUUUGCAAAAUUCAAGUAGUUAUAAACGAGAUAAAUUACUUCAAUUUCUUCAUUCUUAGGUCUUUACAUUAUCAUAUAUAUUUUGAUUAAGGUAAAACGUCUAAAAUGUUUUUAUAUAAGAAAAAACAUAAGACCUGAAAUCAUUUUUCAUUCAUAAUAUCACUUCGACUUUUUAGCAUGCAAUAUUUAUUCAUACUAUAGUAUCGAUUUGCAAUAAUCAAAUACUGAAACCGGACAUCAGAAUUGCAACGAACUGUUCUUAUUACAGCAAAGUGAAUCAAUCGACGCUUAUGAUGAUUUGUAUAUAGACAGAAUUGUGAUAAUGUAAUUUUGAAAUUAUCCAUCACAUCAUUGUACCAGCCAACAUCGCGGUAUCGUUGUCAAAAUUUGCUAUAAGGUGCAUUGAAAUAUAACAUGGAAUUAAAUCAUGUACUAUCACCGUUUUUUUUUUUCACCGGACAACGGACCGUUCAUAAAUGGCUAUCCUUGUAUAUGUUAGUGUUAAUGUUCAAUGUUAAGAUGCACCAGUGUAUGUCGACAAUCACCAAUUUCGAUGGUGUAACCAGAAAACUGUUCUUAAUUUAUACUUGAAUCGGACAUCCACCGGUUAACUGACACGGAGGAGAUACUGUGAACCCGGCGAUUUACAAUUUGUGUGAAUGUUAACAAACAAUUUGUGACUUCAUUAGUCAUAUACUGGCCCAGAACUUCUGUUUCCACACAUCAUUAUUUCUCUAUAUCAAUCAGGCAGGCAUCAUAAUUUCGGUCAUAAGAACAUUGGCCAAGUCAUCCUGGUCUAUGAUAACUGUCACCGGUGAAUGACAUUCACCAACAACCUUGGUGAAUGUUAACAGGCACCAGAGUAUCUUAACAUAUACUGCAUUUCGGGCAUUCACAGUAACAUAUACAUAUAUUUUUUACCGAUUGGAUGUUACCUGGGACUGCCACCUCACAUGCGCUAGUUAAUAGUUUUGAACUGGUAGUCAGAAAUUACGCACGGUGAAAUGAUUACUAAGAAAAUAAAACGUGUUGGCCUACUAUUUGUACAUGAAGAAACAAAAAGAAAUAGAAAAACGUAAAAAGUCAUUGUAGGUGAAUCAUAUAUUAUUGGAAAGGGAAGAGUAUAGUGCAUUUCAUACUCUUUACGCAGUUGGAAAAAUAUGAAUCUAAAUUACUUUCGGAUGAAGAAAGAAAUCGUUCAACUUUUAUUAUCACCGAUAUAUAAUGAAAUAACACACAGUACAGGGCCUAUUUUCAACUAAACUUAUUAACAAUUCUAUGUCAAUAGCAGCUAGACAGGUAGACGGCACUCCAUUUGCAGAAAACGUCCAACAGGGUCAACACGCACCGAUACACUGGCGUGUAUGACCGCACUUUCUUACACUGGAACAGAGUCGGACAUGCCGCAGUAUAUUUUAAUUCAGUUUUGUGUUUAAAAAAACGAAACGAAGCAGUGGCAUUGGUAGUCCUUAGCAUGUGUUUGUCUAAAGCCCAUUAUAUGAAUCUAAAAAUUUGCCAUAAAUGGAUAUUGAAAAAAAUUCAAAGCAAUCAAAUAAACAGUUUCUUCUAAAAGAGUCGCCGACGUUCGACGAAAACAAUGACCAAUGUACUUUGUAGAUUUUUUAAAAACCAAAUAUUUUGCAAUAAUACAUGGUUUUUUUUAGAAACGAGUUAUAGAUUCUAACGGAUUAUAGAUAAUAGCGUCCUUGUCUGUAAAUAAGAAAUAGCUCAUUUUCAAAGCAUUCAUGUGAAAGAAAGAAAGAAGAAAUAUAAUCUAUAAGUGUCCAACUCUUUAUUACGACUCGUUUUUUUUUAAUUUAUUAUGUACACUACACGUGCGACUCAAAUGUUUACUACCAACAAAUUGGUCAUAUGAAUAAUCUCCGCAUUUUCCCAAAAACGUGUUUACGGUGCCUUUUCAGCCUUCUAUGCAAUUUCGUCGAGAAUUUCGAAAUCUUGUUCCAUUGAUAUAAACAUUCGGCAGAAUUCCUACUUAGAACCGUUGAUACAUAAAUAAUAAUUAUUUAUUUUGAAUUCGUAUUAUCUCCUCAAACUUAUACUCCUCCUCUACCCCUACAAGGUACUAAGCGAAACUAUUAUUUGACAUAGUGCUAAACGUUUACUUCUUUGAGGAUGCAUGUUGUUUCAAUUUUCAAAAUUUCAACGGACUCAAAAAAUGAAAAAAUACAUCGUCGUUACGAAUAAAUAUUUUCCAUUAGCAGUUCAAACUUAAGAGAUGUAGGCACUAGCUUAACACAUUGACUACCAUAUACUUAUUUCAAUAGAUUCUAGGUUGCGAUGAGAUUUUUUCAAAAUUACCUCGUUGAAUUUCAGGAAUUUAUUACUCAACAACAACUUCUUCUCUUCUUCUACUAUCUAUUAAUGAAUGUUUGCGAUCACUUCUGACCAUUUUAUCUUGUCUCUGGUGGUGUCGAUUAAUUCUCCUGUGGUUCCUACCCCUGCCAAAUUUUGAUAUGGUGGAGCCACGAUAUCUUCUCUUUGCCCAAUCACCUUCUUCCCUCUAUCUUCUUAGUCUCCUCGGAAUGUUUACGUUGAUUUUUCUUGCUCUCCAUGGAACUCUCAAAAUUCUUCGGUAGAUCCACAUCUCAAAUGCUUCCAAUCUGUUCAUGGUGUUAACUAUCAGUGUCCAGACUUCCAUACCGUAUAAUAGUGUGUUCAUAUUGAUUUUCAUAGGACAACUGUGUAUUCCAACUGUGCUCAGGAGCCUUUGGACGUAAUUCGUGUUGUCUGCUAUCAAGACUGUGUCAUCGGCAUAUCGUAUAUUGUUUCUGGAUCAGAGAAUGCACUCCUGCACUGACAUUAAACAAUGUUUUUGUUUUUUUUUGUAUAAAAUUUAGUGAAUACCAACGUUAUUGUUGAAACUUGAGAAAGAUCCUUUCUAAACUAGUAUAUCAUGCUGCUCACUUCAUUAUUUCAGAAAUACGUGUAACAACACGUAACAACACAUUUCUAAAAUUAAUCAUUUUCUGACGUUCUAAUAGUUAAAGUUAGUUAAAUUGAUCGAACUUGUACCUAUGUACCUAUAUUCGACUCCUUAUUCGAAAAAUUUAUUAAGUUGUUAUAAUUCGAUUUUAAUUGAAGCGAAAGUAAAUAAUAAAAAAAUGUACCAAAAUUGCAACCUGCUUCUAGCACAAUUUCUAGAUGUAAGCGUGAUUUCGUGACAGCACGUGGCCUCUCGUGGCGUUUUGUACCCUGAACUCAUUAUUCUGUUCACUAACAGAGGGCCCAGUAGUAAACUCCAAAGAAAUAGCAGCGAAGAAUAGUUUGUAUGCAAUGUACAUAGUUAUUCAUUGUACAAAUAUUGAAGGUAAUAUUCUAAUCAGUUUAUAAAUAUAUGAACGUUUUUCAAAAAAUAGUUAAAGAAGCUGAAAAAGCUCCUCCAGUUUUAUUACGAAAAAAUAUUUGCUGAGUUCCAUAAGUUUUGCUAUAAACGACGUUAAGAAUUCAUUAUCAGUAAAAUUGUAAGUUAAUCAAAAAGAAACUGCAGAUUAAACAAAUAUUUCUGAAACGUCUGGAGAAAUCACUAGAAUCGCUCAUAUUCAACAAUCUGGACUAUCAGCAAGACAUGAAAUGUUUGUGUUUUACAUUCGACAGAAGCAUGGAUGAUUUGAGUUUUGAGAAAAUUUUAAAAUCCAUACUUUAUUCGAUCGAAGGUCUUUAAUAGAAUAAUAACCCACUUUUCUGUCUUGGCAUAUAAUUACUAUUUUCUCAACCACAGGUUUAUCCUCAUCUAAUCAUAUACUUACUCGUAUAUAACUAGCUCUAUUACAUGUCAACAAUAGCUCCAUAAUUGCUAUUUUUUAAUAUAACCGACAAAAUUUACACCCUCAAAAACCAGGUUGUUUUUCUUCAGGAUCUGAAAAAUUGUUUUGUCAGUUUCACUUGUUAUUAUAGUAAAUAAUUUUUUCUACGCCCAUGUCUGUAAACUUACAUAAGACUUUAUUUGGUCUAUUUACACAAAUUUAGUCAAUUAAAACACAUAAAAACUUUUAGCAAUAGCGAGAUAUAUCUAGGAUUGAAAGAGUGAUGCCCCUAAAUGUAGGCAGCACAUUAUGCAAUAGGACACGUUUUCUUAAGUAGCAUGCAUGAAAGGGCGUAGAAAAAGAAUAGUACGUUACACGAGUUGUAAGCCCAUUACAAUUAAAUUGUUUUGUUCGAUGGAAAUAAAAAAAAUCUGACUGUUAAAUAAUUUCAAGCAUAUUUUUAAAUACAGUGUCACCUAGGCGUGGGGAUGAGGUCCCGUAAUAAGCUUCAUAAGAUGUUUAUACUUCACUACUUUGUAGAUUUUAAAAAUUGUUUUAUAAGUGAGACUGCAAAGCGGAAACAUUCAAAGAUCGCGUUUCUUCGAACAAAAGAAAAGGGAUUCUUGCUUAUCAGUCUUCACCCACAUACUUAAAAUACAAUUUUAAAUAUGGUAAAUUCACGACUUCAAACUAUCGAUUUUUAACUGAGAAAUUUAUUCUACUCAUGAUGAAAUUCUUUGUUGAAAAGAAUCAUACAUAAGAGAGUAAUAGAAAAAAGACAUACAGAUACACAAGAUGAAAAACCACGUCACUCUAUAUCAGAAAUAAGUAAAAAAAAAUCUUAAUCGAUCGUGGAAAACUAAUUAGAAAUAUCUCUCAACAGCCGUAUAUAGUUCUUUCCUUUCCUUUCCUUUCAUUUCCUGAAAUAUCCUUCCAUUAAAUCUCUUGCUAUCGACGAAGGCUAAUUAUCGGAAUUAUAAACUCUACCAAUUUUUAAGAUAUGCUGAAACACUGAUUUGACAGCUUCUAGGAAACUAGCUUCCCAAAGAGCAGCUUGUACAUAGAGAUUCACUAUAUGGUCAUAGAAUCACAUAUAGUAAAUGUAGGAUUCGUUCAGGGUACAAGUCUCUGAACUGAGACCAAUUCUUACAGAACAGAGUGUUGUUCAGAUUUCAUGUGUUUGUUAUAACCACGACGUGGCGUUGCUAGGGAUGGACGUGAAAGCGUUAUACAGGGUUACUUGUGCUCCAAUUAAGUUGGUUGAUUAAUUUGAAGUUGAUUAAUCAUUUUUUCCACCCCUCGAUGAUAACGCCGACCCACUAUAAAGACCUUUAUGCGAGACUAUGGUUCCGUUUAACAAAAAUUUCAUCUUUUAUGUGAGUGAACUGAACGACAUUCAGUGGUAUUCAACUGUGAAUUCCUAUCAGAUAUUUUACAUAAACUUCGCUCGUAUUUAAACUGUAGAACGAUUGAUUGAAUUGAUAAUUAUCAUAAUUAAAAUUGUAUUAUAGUUAAAACCGAAACUCACAAGCAACACGCCACGCCACGCUACAUGUCGAAUAUGUGUGCAUAUGUCCAUUUAAUUCAAUUGUCUGCUUACACACUUAGCACACCACAUGCCACCCCACGCCACGCUAUUCCACGUGAGAAGUUUCAAACCGACGCGUGGUAAGACGUCUCUCUUGGCUUUGCAUGCCAGUCUAUGGAAAAGUUUUAUCGCAUUGGGGUUAUAUUAAAGAUUGACUCGAAAUGCAACAAGAAUUUUUAAUAGAAAAAGUGCGGUAAUAUUAUUUCUUAUAUAGUAUACAAACAAAUGUAUACACAACGAUGUACCACGUGAACCGAAGUCGUAUAGCGUGAGGUGGCGUGGCGUGUUGCUAGUGGGCUUCGACCUCUAUUGUUCUAUAUCAACGUUGUCGUUUUCAAAGUUUAUUAAAAAAAAUUAUUGUGAACGUAUUGUGAUUUCAGUAUCAAUUUAUGACUUAGAUGGCAUUUAAUACUUCUGAUGCAUUUUUAUUUAUACAUGGUUUAUUUACAUGAUACCAAUAUCUUUGUUUUUAUUAUUUUGUACAUAAUUUUCAAUUAUUAAGGAACUAUAAAUAACUAGGUUGGAAAACAAUCCACUGGCAGUAUUAUAUAAUAUGUUUCAAUCAUUAAAUACUACUGAAAUAAAUAUUUUAGAAAUUUAUUACAAAUCAAAUAUACAAAUGUUUUUGUUAAUUUCUGUUAAAAGAUACUAGUUAAUUGGUAGUCGAGGAAAUAUUAACUGCAAACCUCAUACACUCCUUUUGUCGUGAUAUUCGUAUUCAGCAGCCUCGAAAACCCCCAGGAAGUCACACCGGGCACCAGCUACUACGCAGGUUAUCGUGUUCAACGAUCUUGAAAACUGACGAGAGUAAAAUUUAUUUUCGAUAAUAUUUUGCGAGCUAUAAAUUUUCAUUUCUUAACCAUUCGAAAUGUACGCUUCAAAAUACAUUUUUCUUCUACACAUAUGCAAUUUUAAUAUUUUUUUUUUAGUUUUUGUUCAUAAAAUUUCCUGAGGUUGUCUUCAAUCGAAUGCACUUUGUUGUAUCUUGAUCGAUCUUACUGUUCUGAACUUCCUAGGUUAUGUGCUUCAUUUCCUCGACUAUAACAUAUGGUAUAAUUGUUUCAUUCUCAUAGAUCUUACUUUACAAUGAUUGCAGCCAACGCAUGCAAGCGAACAGUGUGGUUACGAUAACGGCGUCUAAACAGAAAUUCCACGAUGUAACCAUCCAUGUGAUAAUCAAGGUGGCCAUAUUUUGGCAUAUUUUCACGUGUAUCACACCACACUCGCUCCAAUUUUUAAAUGUAUGCACCGGAAACAGGAUCCACGAGUAUGAUUAACUGUCACGUGCUCGAAACCUAUAACAUUAAAUAAAAGAAAUACCUACAUUUUUCACGAUAAGCUUUUAACGAUUGACCUAACCUAACCUAACCUAAAAUAACCUCACCUAACCUAACCUAACCUAACCUAACUCAACAUAACCUAACCUAACUUAACCUAAAAUAACCUAACUCAACCUAACAUAACCUGACCUAUUAUCAUAUGCUAUUGCUGUAGAGGACCGCCUAUUCCGAUAUGAUGAUGGAUAAUUAUUGACAUUCAAUAUGCAUAAGGUAAUGAGUGUUUUGACUGGAAAUAUGUGUCUCCUCCAGCUUUAAAGUACUUUUGGAGCCCUAAAAAACAACCCUAAAUGGGCGAAAAAAUUUAUUUCUCAAUAAUCAUCUCGGGUUUGGUAUUAUCAGCAUCUGUAUCACUUGUGUUUUUAUUGCCUUCUAUAACAUUCAUUCAACGUAUAAAACAAAAUAAAAACAUGAUGGUAAUAACAACAAAAAGUAACUAUACGAUAUAAUUUUUUUACUCAUUUUAUCUUUUGUCUUAUAGCAGCUCUAUUAUGUGUUUACAGGGCCUGAUUAAGAUUUAUAAACCCUGAAAAAUUCACAAAAUAAUAUCAAUACGUUAGAUUUGUGGUAUCAACACCCCCAAGCCCCUAACUUAAUCCGGCCCUGUGUGGUUAGGAUGUUAGUUUAUAUUAGGUGAGAAAUAAUUGAUUUUAUUAGUAAAUACAUCAUUCCAAGAUUUGAUGUUGAUUAAAAGUCGAAAAAAAAUAUGAUUUAUUACAAUGCAAUUUCAAUAAUUGAUAAAAACCUGACCAAUAUUUCGUCGAACAUUUUGUAAGGACCCAUUAGAAUAUAAAUUUAAAAUUCAUUGUAUCGUUAGUUUAAGUAAUGAAAAUUAAUAAUAACCGCUAAUUUAUUAAACAUAAUUGCAAAAAAAUAAAUAAUUCCACUCUAUAUUUAUCAAAACCGUUUUUAUCUAUCUGUUUUGCUUUCAGAAAUAUAACUCUAGUAAAAAAGCACUACAAAAAUUAAUUUAAUUUUCAAAAGAAGCCUGAAAUUAUAAUUCAGCUGUUAUAUAAUCAUAUACAAGUCUAUCUACGCUUCUAUCAUUUCCCCACAAGAGAAAAUUUUGUGGUGAAAUAUUUAUUUAUGUUCAUCACUAAAGUAAAAUGGUUCAAAUGAGACUUGAAAUAAUAGACAUUAACCAAACUGAACCUAACGCUCAAACUGCAACCAAGAUCUUUAGACAAGAUAGAUAAAAAUACUCAUACAGUUAGAAAAAUGAAUCAGCAAAUAUAUAAACCCGACGAACUAGAAGCAUCAAACUUAAUUUUUUAUUAGGAUAAUAAAUAAAGGAUUUUAUUUAUUCUUCUAAGACCAGUUACUUUGUGAAUAGGUUGCACUCUUAGUGAAACACGCCAUGGGAAAAACAUGGAUUUUCCGAAUUUAGACCACAAACCUUCAAAAAUUGGCUUGUGAUCGAAAAUUGUUUAAACUCAAACGGCAAAUUGGUUAGGAUAAUAGAGAUCCUCGGAAUAAGAACACGGUGUUUUUCACGUGCAUUUUUUUCAGUCAUAUAAAUCGCACUUCAAAUUAGUGAACAAAUUACUCAUCUUCUUUCUCGCACAUUUAUUCGACAUCUGUGUUGUAUGGGCUAGACAGUGAAUGACGUAGGAACGAUUUGACUUUAAUUAGGAAUUCGUUCCAUAAGUUGUACUAAUUAUUUGCAUGUAUUAUGAUCACUUAAAACAAAAUAACGACAGGAAAAUGUCUGAAAUCUGAAGUGAAAUCAAAACUUCUAUAUGUCGAAAAAUGGCAAGGUUAUUAAUUAAUAAUUUCUCAAUUCACAUACCAACAAAGCCGAAAACUUGUAUUUGAACGAAUUGAACGAACUAACUACUAUGGCAAAACAACCACCCCAUAACGUGUCUUUAGCCUCUUACCUCUUAUAGAAAAUUUAUUGUUUUAUUAGGUCAUUCAUAUUUGAGAAGUUUACAAUCGAUUUUUUCUAUAGAUAUACAAAUAAUUACACACGCUUCUCCAAGUUUUGUGGAAUAGGUCAUAGGAAUCGAACCAAAUUUAUUGUCGUUAAUGUUAUGAAAUACUACAGGCAAAUUAAGCGAUUUGCCGUUUUGGGAUACUGAAUAUGUCUAGCAACUCUUAACAAAAUUACGAGCACGGAUUUUCGAAAUGUUACGACUUGAAGUUCAAAAAAAUUUUUUAACGCGAAUAACUCGUAAACUAUGAAGAAUUCGAAAAAAACUGCCAAAUCAAAAAACAAAAUUUUAACUUUAAAAUGGGUUUUUACACUAAAAAAUAUUUUGAUUUGCGAAUAAGUCGAAAACUACGAGGAAUUCGAGGAAAAGUGCUGGAGCAAAAAAUGUACAACACAAAAUUCUCUAAAGAUUGAUUUCCAAGCAUGUUUUCCAAACCUCAAAAUUUUCAUCGUAAAAUGGGUUCAUGUACUCAAAAACAUUUUGAAUCGCAGUUAACUAGAAAACUAUGGGGAUUUCGAAACAAACUGCCGGACAAAAAAUGUGGAGCACAACAUUCUGUACAAAAAAGGUUUCAAUUUUUUCCCAACCUCAAAAUCCCCAUUAUAAAAUGAGUUUGAACACUCAAAAAUGUAGAGCACCAAAUGAGUACUCACAGUUUUGUGAAAGAGAAACUAUUAAAAAGUCUGUGAAAAUUGAAAUAAUAAUCAACCGAGAACGAACGUAGUAUUAAUGAUCGCGUUUUUUAUAAGUUAGUUCAUUUGAAACCAAGAAGUAGUUCAUGUGUGUUAUAUACAUGAAAAUUUUGAAAAUAACACGAACGACAAAUCUCUCGUUGGAUUUGCUUGUUUAUAUGGCGAGUGAUGAAAUGUAUCCAUUGAAACUUCUAAUGCUUGUAUGGCCAAUAUACCUGUUCAUCUCGCAAGAUUCUCAAAAAUUAUGCUAGCUUACUCCAGUAUAAAAUAGAGAUGUUAACCAUCAUGAUGCAUUUCUAUUUUUUUGAAAACUAAAUAGUUUUCCAAGAGUUAGAGCAGCUUCCAUGUGAGAUGGAACGUAAAUUGGCUUGAUUCACACUGGCAGGAAUUCGCAAGCGGAUGCUACGGCUUUCGACGUUGAGGGAAAAAGAGAAAAAAAUCACCAGAUACGUUUUUUGUAGAAAAAUUUAUGCUCUACAUUUUUUGUUAGUGCAGUUUUUUUCGAAGUCCUCCUAGUUUUCAAGUUAUUCGCGUUUAAAAAUAUUUUUGAGUUACAAGUUUCCAAAAUUUCGAAAACCCGUGCCUGUAAUAUCAUUAAGAGUUGCUAGGUUUAUUCAGAAACCGAAAAUCAGAAGCGCCCAAUUUAUUUUCAGGUUUAAUCCCAUUUUACCUGUAUUAAAAACACAUUUUAAGCACCUUUACAUUUAAUAAAAGGCUCCAAUAAUGUGGAAUUCACUAAAACAAAUCUGUGUUGAUUAUACAAUUUUUGACAUCCUACAAUGUGGAUAAAAUCCUUUUCUCUCAUGGAGUAUAUCGUAAGUUUAGUGAUGGGAUAUAUUUUUUAAUCUAGAAAUGAGGAAGUCAUUUAGCCCUCUUUAGUCAAAAACUUUUAUGGAAACUUUUGGCAUGUGGUUAUUUGACUUCCUUAUUUUGAUCGCUAAUUUCAUUUGGAAAGUGCUGUAGCUGUUAAAAAUGAAACUAGUAAUAUAAACUAUUUUGAAGCAGAUGGUAUAUUAAAAUAAGUCUAUUUAUCGCGGUCAUCCAAAUUUGUAAAAUAACAAUAAAUAUGGCGGUUUUUACAUACUCGGUUAGAUCACUGUGUUCUGUUUACCUAUCUUCGCAAACUAACACACUAUUUUCAGUUUUAUACACCCUCGGCUGAUCCAAAUUACAUGAUCAAAAGUAAUCAUAUUAAAUAGUUUCCACGCAAUAAUUUAUCAAUUGACUAUAAUACAUAGUUUAAACCAAAUCUGAUAGAUAGAAACUAAGAUUUUGAAUAUACCGAAAUCUACAUAAAAUGUUAGAAGUGUCUUGUUCAAAAAGUUAAAUUGAAAUAAAAAUGUGUUACUAAAGCAAUUACAUCUUUACAUUUGUAUCGAUUGCUUACAUAUCGAACAAACAUCAACCUGUUCGUUAUUUUCAAAUUCUCUCGUACCUAUUUAUGUUGCUACUAAUUUUCCCCUUAGGUCAGUAUUAGUAAUUUUGAUGAAUGUUAAAUAGUUGUCAAUAUAUUUUGUGUUAAAACCAUCAACUACAGAAAUUCACAAGAGCACGUUGUUAAAAAUUAUAUGUGAAUAAAAAUGUGAAACA